UUAGCUACAUUAUUUUUCUAGCUUGUCUAAGCAUUGGGUUUUUUAGGAUUCUCUUUUACUCUUCACUUUUGUCAGUCCUUGGGUUCUGAGUUUUUUUGGGGUUCGGUAUAUAGUAGUGCCAUUGUUUGAAAUCAGCAUCUUUCUGGGUCCUCCUCCUUUUCCCAUCUUCCACCUCUUCUCAAAUUCGAAUUCUUUCUGCUCGAUCCGUGGAUUUUCCCGGUUAAAUUUUCCAACUUUCAUCUCUCAGCAAGGCACUUGCGUUGGUGGCUAUCUUAGUAAACAACUAAUCUGGUGUGGAAGUUGGGAAUGAAAGUGGAACCUUCAAGUUAAGCAGUAAUGCUUAUUAGGUGUGAUUAAUUUUCUUGGCAAUGUCGAGGGUUACUAAGUGGAAGAUUGAGAAGACCAAAGUAAAGGUGGUUUUCCGGCUCCAAUUCCAUGCUACACAUAUUCCACAAUCUGGAUGGGAUAAACUUUUUAUCUCUUUCAUCCCUGCUGACUCUGGGAAGGCUACAUCAAAGACAACCAAAGCAAAUGUGAGAAAUGGAACCUGCAAGUGGUCAGAUCCAAUCUAUGAAACUACAAGACUUCUCCAAGAUGUUAAAACUAGACAAUAUGAGGAGAAGUUUUAUAAAAUUGUUGUGGGGAUGGGUUCUUCACGAUCUAGCAUCCUUGGUGAGGCCAACAUCAAUCUAGCUGAUUUUGUCGAUGCUUUGAAGCCCACAGCUGUUGCAUUGCCUCUUAAUGGAAGUGAGCCUGGAGUCACACUACAUGUCACGGUGCAGCUUCUCACUUCCAAAACUGGUUUCAGAGAAUUUGAGCAGCAGAGGGAACUCAGAGAGAGGGGUCUGCAGACAUCUGAUCAAGGUACUCAUGAUGAAUCUGCUGAUAGCAAAGAGUCGUCUCCUGACCAGAAUGUCAAUAAUCAUAUAAAUAAGGUUACUUCAAGAGUGAAAUUGAAAAGAGAAUCUAAAGAACUCCCCCGUAUUUCUUCACUUGAAGGAAAUGAAGAGUAUGCUGACUCAGCUGCUGGAUUUGAUGGCUCUUCUACUACUUCUGGAAGCAUAUAUAAUGAGAAACAUGAUAUCUCCAGUACACAUGAAGUGGACAGCCUUAAAAGCACAGUCUCUGGUGAUUUGGUUGGACUAUCCCUCAGUCAAAGUCCUCAGCCAGAGAAAGGAGAGGCAACUGAUAAUCAGUUUCCAUCACGGGGCAGUGAUUGGGUUCAUGGUUGGGGUGUAGACUAUUCAGCUGCAAAUAAUUUGGCUGCUGCUUCUGAAGAUAGUAGUAGUAGCAAACUUAAGGGAAAUUUGGAAGCAGUUGAGUCAUCUAUUCUUGAUCUGAAACUGAAGGUGAGUUCUUUGCAAAACCAUGCUGAUGAAAUAGGUGUUGAAACACACAAGUUUUCUGAGCAACUUGCUGUUGAGAUCUCAUCCGGAGAAGAGUUAGCAAAAGAGGUUGCAAUACUAAAAUCGGAGUGUUCAAUGUUUAAAGAUGAAUUUGAGCAGCUUAAAAGUUCUAAGUUGAGCUUAGCAUUCGCUCUCAAAGAGCCUAUUGACACAGAUCAGGAUUUUCAAAAUUUUCAGCAUAAAUGGAUUAAGGGUCUUUUGCUCAUGGAAGAUAAGUUAAGAGACGUUCAGAAGUUAUCCAUGGGAUUUCCUGAAAGGGAUUUUCGGUUCCUUAACUUGGAGUUAGAAGCACUAGCUGAGAUUUUGCAGAAUCUCAAGCAAGAAUCUGGAGAGCCAAUUUCUGGGACUAAAGCUGUCAAUGCAAGAGAUAACAAGAAAAUGGAUUUACAUAAAGGUGAGCAACUUUUAACAGAUAUCGGGAUGGAUGCAGGUUUAUUUCAAUCUGAAAGCAUGACUCAUUAUCUUACCAUACCUGGCCUUACAUCUCACGAAUUUGAUUCUGUUGAUCCUACCCUUGCAAUGAAAGAAAAAGUUUUUGAACUUCUAAGAGAGCUAGAUGAAUCCAAAACUGAAAGAGAAAGCCUUGUACGCAAAAUGGACCAGAUGGAGUGCUACUAUGAAGCUCUUAUUCAGGAACUUGAGCAAAGUCAACGGCAGAUGAUGGCUGAGUUACAAAACCUUAGGAAUGAACAUUCUACUUGCCUGUAUACAAUUUCUGCUGGUAAGACUGAGAUGGAGAGACUGCACCAGAAUAUGAAUGAGCAGAUGAUGAAGUUUUCUGAAGACAAGCGGAUUUUGGAAUCUCUCAACAACGAGUUUGAGAGAAGGGCUAUUUCUGCAGAAGCAUCUCUUAAAAGGGCUAGAUUGAACUAUUCUAUUGCUGUUGGUCAAUUACAAAAAGAUCUUGAACUGCUUUCUUGCCAGGUUCUUUCUAUGCACGAGACAAAUGAGAAUCUCAUAAAGCAGACCUUCUCUGAUUCUUCACUUCCAAACACUGAUGGUUGUCAAGAACCAGCAAAAUAUCCUAAAAGUUCAGAAGGUCAUACUUCCAACCGCUUGCUAUGUCAAAAUCACAGUUCUUCCUUACAUAGACAACAUUUGGGUGAAGACAUUUUACUGAGUGAUUUGAAAAGAUCGCUCCAGUUGCAAGAGGGGUUAUACAGACAGGUUGAAGAAGAAAUCUGCCAAAUGCAUUUUGUAAAUAUAUACUCUGAUGUGUUUUCUAAGGCUCUGCAAGAGACAUUGCUCGAAGCGAGUCUUGACAUUCAACUCAUGAAAGAGAAAAUUGUUCAACUCUCGCAGCAGCUGGAGCUUACAAAUGAAUCCAAUGAAUUACUGGUGCUAAGGCUGCAGAAUGCUAUGAAUGAUGUUGUCUCACUAAAUGAGUACAAGGAGAUUUGCACUGCAAAGAACAAUGAUAUUUCUCAUCAGAACCAAAUUUUAGAGGCAAAUUUAAAAGAUCUUGCCCAUGAAAACAAUCUUCUUACUGAGAAAAUUAAUGAGCUGGAAGUUCUUCUGACAGAGUGUAGAAGUUUUGAGGGCAAAUACAUGGAAUGCAAUGCAGAAAAUUCAGAGUUGAAGAGUUUAUUGAAAAAAGAGACCCUAGAAAAUGAUGAUCUUCAUGAUCAAAUAUCUGUUUUGCAGGAAGAGUUAAAAGCUAUCAGAACUAAAUUUGAUGAACUGGCUUCUACGAAGGAUAAUCUGCAGAAUAAUGUCAUCUUUUCAUCUAAUAAGUUGCAGAAAUUGCUUGCUUCAUAUGAACAAAGACACAACAGACUUUCUCUUUGUAAUAGAUCUGCUUCUUUGGAUUCGGAGUGUAAAGACUUAGAAGGUCUCUUAUUGCAGCUAGAAGAGCUGCAACAGAGUGCAUUUGAUAGAAUCCUGCAACUCACUGAAGAGAAGAAGAUUUUAGUCCAUGAAAAACAUAUGGCUCAAAUAUCCCUAAAUACAGCAGAGUCAGAUGUCGUUGUCAUGAAACAGAAGUUUGAGCAUGAUUUGCAAGAGAUGCUACGUAACAUAAAUGUGUUGGGUGCCUUGUUGCAGAAACUUCAGUUAGAUUUUGAGGUGAUCAUCAACAGGAUCAAUACUGGUUUUGAAGCUGAAGAAUUACACUCUCAGCAUCACACAGAAUUUUUGUCUGGUCUUGAUCAUUUGGAAGCUGAGCUACAACAAAUUAAUUCCAGAAAUCAGGAGCUUGCUCAAGAAAUUAUAAAGCUAGGCACUUCAUCUAGUGACCUUGAAAUGUGUAAGCUGGCCUUAGCAACAAUCACAGAGGAAAAGAAAGCUUUGGAGUUGUCUUUACAGGAAAAAAUAGAGGAAUCUGCCAACAUUUCAUCUGAGCUUAAUUUUUUAAAAACAAAUUUACAUUCUCUACACAAUGACUUACAUGCUGAGAAAAUUGUUAGAGAAAAAUUGGAGAAAACAGUUACAGAUCUUACCACAGAAUUGAAUGAGAAGCAAUGCCAGCUGCAGGAUUCUGAUAUGAACAGACAAGAACUGGUCCAUCUCAGGCAAAUGGUGACAGACUUGGAAUUUGAGAAAUCAAGAAUCUCAAAUCUUCUGCAGAAAUCUGAGAAACAUCUGAAAGAUACUUUAGAGGAAUUUUCUUCUAUUAGUUAUCUGGAGACUCAGUUAUCUGAAAUGCAUGAGUCUUCCAUAGCUUCAGAUGUUGUUAUAACAUUUAGCAGAGCUCAGUUUGAGGAUCAUAUGGAGGAGCUUACUGAGAAACUUCAUUCCACUUGCAGCCAACUGGAUGAUCUUACCAUGGAAUUGAAUGAGAAGCAAUGCCAACUGCAGGAUUCUGAUAUGAACAGACAAGAACUGGUCCAUCUCAAGCAAAUGGUGAAAGACUUGGAAUUUGAGAAAUCAAGAAUCUCAGAUCUUCUGCAGAAAUCUGAGAAACAUCUUAAAGAUUCUUUGAAGGAAUCUUCUUCUAUUAGUUGUCUGGAAAAUCAAUUAUCUGAAAUGCAUGAAUUUUCCACAGCUACAGAUGUUGUUAUGACUUUUACCAGAGCUCAGUUUGAGGAUCAUAUGGAGGAGCUUUCUGAGAAACUUCAUACCACUUGCAGGCAACUGGAUGCGCUUCACAAGAAGAAUCUUGAAGUAGAAUCUGAAUUGAAUGACUGUCUUUGCAGAGAACUGACUUGCAUUGAAGAAAAUACAACAUGGUUGACAAGUAUUGACUUCCUGAAAUCUGAAUUAGCUGUCUUGACUGCUCAGAGUGGAGCACUAAUUGAUCAAAAUAGUGCUCUUAUGUCAGAACUUAAGGAGCACAAGAGUAGGAAAGAGGUCAGCAAUACUGCUUAUGCUUGUGAAAGCCAGUGUGUCCUUGAGGUUGCAAAGCUAGAGCAGUUGCUGGUAAGUUGUAGCAGAGAUGGUGAAGAACUCUUUUUGUCCAAGGAAGAAGCUGAACUCAAGUGUAUAGUUAUCCAGGCCAAAUUGGAAGAACUAGAAACUGCAGUCACUUCAUUAAAACAAUCAGAUAAUGAAUUGAUAAGGCUGCAGAACCAAUGUAAUGAGCUUACCAAGAGGCUUUCUGAACAGGUUUUGAAAACAGAAGAGUUUAAGAACUUGUCUAUUCAUUUGAAGGAACUGAAAGACAAAGCUGAAGCUGAGUGUCUUAAUGCCCGUGACAAAAGAGGACACGAAGGACCACCGGUUGCUAUGCAGGAGUCCUUGAGGAUUGCGUUUAUCAAGGAACAAUAUGAAACAAAGUUGCAAGAACUAAAACAGCAACUGUCUUUGUCAAAGAAGCACAGUGAGGAAAUGUUGUGGAAACUACAAGAUGCAAUUGAUGAAACUGAGAAUAGAAAAAAGUCUGAAGCUUCUCACAUAAAAAUUAAUGAAGAGCUGGGAAUGAAGAUCUUGGAAUUGGAGGCUGAGUUACAGGCUGUACUUUCUGACAAACGCAAUUUGUUAAAUGCUUAUGACCUGGUGAAGGCUGAAAAAGAGUGUUCAGCAAUAACCCUUGAAUGCUGUAAGCAAGAAAAGCAAGAGCUUGAAGCUUCUCUUGUAAAAUGCAAUGAGGAGAAGUCCAAAAUUGAAGUAGAGCUUACCUCAGCAAAGGAAUUGAUUGAGACUUUGAGAUCUCAUGCGAACGCUCUGAGUGAGGGCAAUGAUACAUCCUCUUCAUUGAAUCCUCAAGAAAAAUCUACUCAUGCAGCUUGCAGUCAUGACCCAGAGAGUGCUAAUUCACUCAUCAAUGUGAAACCUGAGGAUCCUCUUGCAUUUAGAGUUAUGAAUGGAUGCCAAACUCUUGGAACUGAUGAGGACUUGCAACAUGAAGUAAAGAAGCAUGUGGCUUCAACUGAAAGUUUGAAAUCUAGCAUUGACCACUUGAAUGAGGAGUUGGAAAGGAUGAAAAAGGAGAACAUGCUUCCUUCAGCAGAUGGUCAUAGUCACGAGCCAAGUUUUCCUGGUGUGCAAAGAGAACUGAUACAGCUACAUGAGGCCAAUCAAGAGUUGGGAAACAUAUUCCCUGUGUUUGAUAAAAUCUCUGUCAGUGGCAAUGCGUUAGAAAGGGUGCUUGCUUUGGAGAUUGAGCUUGCUGAAGCUUUGCGGGCAAAGAAGAAAACAAGCAUUCAAUUUCAGAGCUCUUUCGUGAAACACCAUAGUGAUGAAGAAGCUGUAUUCAGAAGCUUCAGAGAUAUUAAUGAGCUUAUUAAAGACAUGUUAGAACUAAAGGCAAGACAUUCAGCUAUUGAGACAGAACUGAAAGAGAUGCAUGACCGUUACUCUCAAUUAAGUCUUCAAUUUGCAGAGGUUGAAGGUGAGAGACAAAAACUCAUGAUGACUCUUAAGAAUACUAGAGCAUCUAAGAAGGCUUCAAAUUCAUCAGCCUAUUUCGGGGACCAUUCCUUAUAGCCACAUUAAGGAAGCAUUUUUUGCCCCGUUGCACAGGCCAAUAAUAAUUCAUGCUUGAUUAAGAUUAAGAUAUUCGUGGCCCCAUCAUAUCUUCCCUUUGACAUAUAUAUAGAUUAUGCUAUAUAAGGGGCCCCAUCAACUAUAGCCAGGGUUAUAUUUUUGCAAGGGUAGCUGUGGCAUUGUCUCAUUUUCAAAGUUAAGCAACAGAUAAUAAUGUGUAAAUAAAAUAGUUUGUGUUAAGAAUCCAAGUAUAUAUCUUUGUAACAU
Molecule: messenger RNA, 6536 nt
Organism: Abrus precatorius (Indian licorice)
Lineage: Eukaryota; Viridiplantae; Streptophyta; Magnoliopsida; Fabales; Fabaceae
Product: GRIP and coiled-coil domain-containing protein 2
Exons: 11
Coding region: 369-6269 (1966 amino acids)
Source: RefSeq, a predicted model, not a curated record